UCAAUUUAUUAACAAGCACACAACCUCUUACAUCGACAAAUGGAGCAGAAAUGUGAAAUGAAAGAGCUCAAAGAGCUGAUACGAGCUACUUUUUUUUUUUGUUCACCCAAUAAAACGAGAGAGCUGGCGUAUAUUUUGUCUCGGUCGCACUCAUGCGGACGCGCUCAAUGCCGGCGCUGUCGGCGGUAGCUUCCCGCGAAAGCUAAAACUAUACAACGCCAUUUUGUUGUCAGCCGUGAACGCGUUAGCAUUUGCUGUGAACAGAUUGUGAUCGUAAAUUUUAAGUGAAAUGUGUUAUUGAACAAAUUUAAUGAAACCUAAAGAUAUUUAUUUGUGAUUAAUGAAGUAAUUCUACUAGAAUGCCGCCUACAAAAAAUCAAAAAGAUAUCUCGAACGUCGAUGAACUAGACAAGUUCAAACGUCGGAUGAUUCGGUCGUUGGCUCGGUCCUUGAUACACGAGAAGAAACCAGAAGAUGAAGUCUGGGAAAUGAUGAAGAAGGAGACAGGUUGCGGAUGUAAUAUGCUCUGGCAGCGCAUGAGAAUAUUAACCUUAAAGAAGCUGAAGAGACUCUACGCGGCAGAUGAUAAGAUUAAAAACGUGCCGACCGUGGCGCGGAUGACCCAGACCGACUGGCUGCUCUUCGACUUGAUUGUCGUUCAUGAGAAAAUAGACUUCAUUGAUAAAGAUCAAAUGACGUUACCCAGUAAGGAUCGCGAGCCCCUGAUUGACCUCUUCGCACUGGUGAUGCAGUUCGACAUAGAAAAUCGAUCAGGAGAGAGUCUGGCGGAGGCCUGGACCGCGGCCGCCGUGCUCUACAACUCGAAAGGUCACCAGUGCUCACCGAUGCUAUUACAGAAACGUUGGUAUCAGCUAAAGGAGGUGACCCGGCAGCUGUUUUAUAACUACUGGUUCGCCUACCGCGGGAACUCUCGUCUCUUGGCGAAGGCAGAGGAAAAUAAGCCGACCAAGUUAUUGAGAGAAAUAGCACAGAAAUAUCCGAACAUAAUAACGAGUCCGUUCGUGGAGUGGCAGGAAUUAAUCGAGAAACGAUUGAUUAUACUAUCCGAGGAGUUUGAAACGAAGAAAUGGAUGAAUAGUCCAAAGACUCUAUUGGCACCAGAAUCGAUACAAGAUGUAGAGAUCAUUGAGCCUGUCAUAGAAACCAUAGAACUGGACCAAGAUUCAGAGAGUGAAACAGAUAAUAAAAAACGCGACGAAGAAAACGUGCAAACUGACAAAAAAAUAAUUGAAGUAAAGCUAGAACCUAAAGAAUCUGAACAGGAAGAUGUGAUUAAAGUAGAAACUCACAAAUUACCAUUAGCCAUACAUAGUGUAGAGACGGAGACUACAUUAUUAGAUAGUGAAAAUUCCUAUUCAGAUAAGAAUUCUGGGAAGUAUAAAAAUGAUUUACAAACUUAUGAUGAUCCUCCUGAAGCUACUGUGAAUCUCUCUGAAGUAACUGAACAGCGUUUGAAAUUAAAUGUAAACCCUCCAGAAGUUACUGAAGAACUUCCUGAUAGAAUUGAAGACCCUCCAGAUACAAGUGUUGAUUUUAAUGCCCGAAACGACAUUGAAAUCUGUGAUAAAGGAGCACCAAAAAUUGUACAAGUCUUUGGUAACGUCGAUUUGUCUAGUCAAAUUCUGAACAUGAAUGAUGCCAUAAUAGACAUCGACGCACAAACGGGUGAAGAACCUUAUAUUAGUACUGCAGAACGUAUUGAUUUGCCAGGAGAGCAAGAAGAGCACGGUGACGAUAAUAUCAAUGACGAAAGUCGAAACAUAAUCAGAAUAGAUGCUGACGAUAAACUUAAAAGCGAAGAACCUCUAAAACCAUUGAAAGUAGUUGAUGGAAAAUCCCAAAAAUUUGAUAAUGUUGUAGUUUCUGAACCGAAAAUUGAAAAUGAUAAUGAUUUGAACGCUACAGGAAAAAUCGUACAAGGUUUGGAUGUAUUAUCGAAACCUGAAAUACAUGACAGAUUGCAUUUUGAUUUUUUUGAAAACGGAAUCGAACUUGUUGACGACGGAAUAGAGUAUAUUGAAGAAAAUCACACAAGCACUGUUACUGCAUCCAUUCCAAUCAAGACCGAGGCUGAUAAUAAACCACCUAAUUGUGAAGAUGAAGAUGGUACAACAAAAUUCGAUUACAAACUAUUAAUGGACCCCGUCGUCUAUACAACAAGGGUAGAUGAAAUGGACACAUUAAAGGACAAAUCUUACCAAUCCGUGAAGGACAAAAGUUUAAUACAAUUGAUUAUCGCAGAAAGCAAACCUAUUUGUAAACCGAUAGAAAAUGUUAAUAAAGUUAACUUAAAUAAUACAUCUGUACGGGAAGCAAUAAAUGACGAUUCAUUAAUCGAACAGGAAACGAACGCAGUCAGCGGAAGCGAAGAUGAAAUAGAUGAUAGUUUCAAAGUAAAAAUAUCAAGCUAUUUAUUAAAAAAACCUCGAAAUCGUUCCUAUAACCCCAUAAAACUAUGCAAGAAUCCGGAUUUUAAUACGCGAUUGAAAAGAUUAACCGUUGCCUUCUUAAGUUCGCCUCGUAACAGAGCACUGCUCAAAGCUUGUAAACCGAUGACCAUUGAUGUAAUGAAGGCGUUCGAAUCUAAACUCGUCAAUGGUACAAUGUUUUUGAAAGAUUGCGAUCAAUUCAUACCUAAUGUCAGAAACGAGGAUACCAAUCACAGAACACUUUCAAUAGCACCAUCGACAAUGGCCAUCCAGAGCUUAAUAGAUAAUUCAAUGACGGAAUCUAAAAGUUCAUCCCCAAAUACUACUCCAGUAGCUUGCGAUGAUACAAUCGAGAGAAACAAAAUAAUAAAUCUACCAGAUAUAACAGAGGUUCGUCGUAUAAAUCAGCGAUUGCUCACAGCCGAAGUUCCUCCCAUAAGAGUACAAACUUCCAAUACUAUGCGUGUUGGUUCUGAGAUUGUUCCGAACACGGAAGCAAUAUCUAAAGAAAUUACUUCAAUUAAAGUUGAGGUUAACUCAGAGGUUGUUUUGGUUGACAAACCAACCGAAAAAAUUAAGAAAUUCGAAGAUCCUGUAAUUGAUCUACCCGAAGGGACAAACAUGUUUCUUAAUAAUCAAGAACAAGAGUGCUCUUUUGCUGAUACUCGGGUCGAAGCUUAUUCACAAUUGACGUGCCAAGAAAUGCAGAAGACGAAAAAAAAAAAAAAAGACACUGCAGUAUCAAAGUCUUGGAGGCCCGUGACAAGUUCAAGAGUGAGUUGGCUGAAAAACUAUGUUAAAACAGAUUAUGAGUCUUUAUUGACGUUGGAUACCCUUAACAAAAUGUUAAUUGUGAUGAACGAAGGCGAAUUUUUUAAUAAGUACUCUACGACUAAUAAUGUGAAAAUAAAUAAAAAACAAAACAAUGAAAAGGGCGCGGAUAAUCCGAAAGCUAUUUCAAAUUCCCGCGAAAUGCCUUGGAAGCCCAAAUUCUGUUGUUGGGCUCGAUAUCGCAUUGAUUCCAUGUUGAACAAUAAAACAAGGCGUAAUAACAGGCACCAUUGUGAGAAAGACGACUGCAUUUGCUGUUGCAAGAGCGCUCUUAACUUAUUAAUAGAAGAUGCAAUAAGGGCAGCCGAACACGAUAAACUUAAGAAAACUGUUUACGAUAUCGGUGGCGCUGUAAAAAAAUCACAAGAAUCAAUUCCAAACAAAAAAAUUAUCACAAGAAUAAUUCCCAGGGAUGAACAAAACCACAAAACACCCAUAAAAGACAUCCAAGCUGCUGAUCCUGAUCACGGAGAUAUUGAAACUAUUAAUUCUGCCGAAAAAGAAAUCCAAAGUAUUGUUCCAGCUCAAGAAGAAAUUAAAUCUAUUAAUACCGACCAGAAUAAUCCAAACAAACAGAAUAAACCAACAUCUGUUGCACUAUUGAGCGAGCACAAUUAUUCCACCACAGACGAAUCUACUCCUAACCUUAUCGACGACAAGGGUUCUUAUGUUCAUAAACAACCUGACAAUUGUUUUAAAAUCGUUCUACAAACUCAUAACGAAGAGACAGUGAGAAAACCGAAAUCCAGUUUGAAAACUCUGGUAAUUGAACCAAUCAUCAAUAAUAUGCCCAAUGAGUCUCAAAAGCCUAUGUUGAUGGCGUCGGUUGGCUCUCAACAAACUUCAGAUAAACAGAAAAAUGCUAAUGAAAAACCCUGUUUAAUUGUAAAAGAUAAUAUAAAGUUACCGCCAGCGGCUAGUGCGAAAAAAUUUAAUACUUUAAAAAAAUACGGUAAAUGUACAAUUGAUCCCAAAAGACAUGUUUCGAAUCGCAAAUUUCUUCUGAAUAUUCCUAAUGGUAAAGCCAUUAAGCUUGGUCAGAAAACUAUUAUGGUUACAAAUAUUAAAUUACCGAUAGAAAGUAAAAGUUACAAUUCUACUUGUCAAGAAAAAUCUGAACAAGAAUCAGGAAAUGAUGGUCCUGCCCAGACAUUGCCCGAGGGUGUACAACUUGUUUUAUUACCAAAUGGUGAAUUAAUAGCGUCUGUUGAACCAGGCACCGUAGUAGAUGCAAAACAAAUAUCAUCGAUACCCAUUAUCAUGGAGUCAAUACAAAAGCAACUUAUCGAUAUUGGGAUCUGUCCCACUACAUCAAACACCGCAUCCACAUCUACUGCAAGUAGUAAAAAUACCAGUGACGCAACUAUAAAUGUAUCGGAUCAAUCUUCGGAAGUAUUAGAAGAGACUGUCAUUUUAAACAGAGAAGAGCCUCAAAUCGAUAAAACAGACGAUAACAUUCUUACUACCGAUAGUAUUAUCGGGCCUCUUCCUGGCAUUGAUAGAGGUGUUGAAUCCUAUGUUACAUCUGAUGCGAAUGAUUCCUGUAAGGAACUCGAAAAACGCGCAGAAUCUUCAAAUUUAAACACCAGUGUUGGCAAUAGUCAAAAUGUUGAUGUUCCCGCUCCAAAACCAGAAAGAAGUUCGUUAUUAUCAGAUUUAAUGGAAAUGUCUGGCAUUUCCACAGAAGACACGAUAUCUGCAUCUGAACCUAUAUCGGAUUCAACACAACACGCAGUACCACCGCUCUCAGCUAUAAAUACGAUCCCGGAUUUAGUGCCUCACGUUUCAGAAACACCAUUGUUUGUAACUGAUCCAGCUGAUUACAGUCCAGUCACAUCAUACGUUGAAUUAAAAUAUGCUGUUCAAAAUAAUGCUUCAUUCUUUUCAUAUAAUUGUAGUACUGGUGUUAUAUUACCAAUAAAUGUUAGCUUAGGAAAAAAUCCACUCAAAGCAACAAAAGAAAUCAUUGACUUAACAGACGAGAAUGAUGAUAGUAUAACAGAUGCAAUCCAUAAGCCCGCUGAUAGUAUUACAAAAUAUCAACUGGUUCAAGAUAGUAAAUUUAAAUCAUUGAAACUAAUAAAACCAUUGGUUCAAUACAGAUCGAAAAGACAACGAUUAAUUCCUAAAAAAAAUGUAUUUAAGCAAAAUAUACUAUAUAAUAGAUUAAAACAGCAGGAGUUAAACGAUGAACCUGCAAAAAUAGAUUUAGUAGAUUCUGACUAUUCGAUGGAAGAAGAAUAUCUUGAAGAUAGUGAUAAUGAUGAAGAACAAAAUGUUACUACUUCGGAAGCUACUGAUUCGUCUGAUGAUGAGCCUCUGAGUAAAAAAGUAAAAUUGAAUAAAUCAUGCAGUAGUGUUCCAGUAUACAUGGAUGAAAAAACAACUAAAAAUCACCAGAUCGACGUAUCGACUAAUAUUGUAUCAGAUACAAAAGAAGCAGUCUCUUGUUUAUCUGAAGAAGUUACCAAAAAUAUAGAAGUUAGUGAUAAUGUUGACCCAGCUCCUGAAUUCUUCACAUCUGAUUGUAGUGAUGAUGAAAUUUGUAUUUUAGGAGUCUAAUGAACAUGCUAUUAUUCAUCACAAUGACGAAAUUGUAAGAGAUAGUAGAUGUCUAUUGUGAAAUAUUUCACAUACAUGUCAAAAUUGUCCAAUUUGGUGGCUCCAUUUUGCUUUUAAUGUCUUAAUCCUUGGAUAUUAUUUGAAUAAAAAGGGCGAGCCGCGUUUGGCUUAAUCUUUUAUUUUAUUAGCUUUGACGACAGACGGAUAUACGAUCACCUGAUAGUCAGUGAUUACUUAUUGCUCAUGAACAUCAGUAAUGUUCAAUCACACCGAACAUCAUUACAAAACUAGAAAAUUAAAGUACCGUUUGUAGACCCAGAAGUUCUUGAAAGUUCGUGAGAUCCUAAGUAUCGAGAAACUGAACUGCUGUCAUCUAUGUAUAUUGAGUCAAAAAUAAGUAGUGGUUACUUAAAAGUCCAGGUAGGAGCAAUUUUCUACUCUAGACCUUGUUAUUUGGAAUUGUAAUUUCAUACAGAUUUUACCCUGGUGGGAUAUUCAAAUUCCAUCAGAAUUGUCAACAAUCCCAAUUCUCAAUCGUUGUUUUUUUUUCCUGUUUACACAGGACUAACUGUUGCCGUUGUGGAGUUCAUCCGGACUAGAGCUUCUUAGAUAUUUAUCUCUUUCUCUCUCACCAUCAAUGUCUAGAAUGAACUCCCCGAUGAAGUGAUCUCUCAGUACCUUUUCCCUCUUCAGGUUUAAGAAAAGUAAUUUAUCUUCUGUUAUUUAUCUCUAGGAUACUUGUGUUUAAUCUUGAUCAUAAAAUACGCUUUCCCAAAUAUCACUGGCUUGAAUAUUGCCAUUACAUCGGGUGUUAGAAUCUUAUACAACCUUAGUUCCGGCAUCCGUCCCCCAAAAUAAAAUUUGUGGUUCUUCCUAAGCUGUGUAAUUUACAGAGUUGUGAUGCAUUGUUUCUACCUGUUUUAUGCUAAGUCCACAGCUAGAAUCUUCGGCAUCAUCUUGCAGAGAUGGUCUCCGGUACCGAAGUGGACAGCGAUCGCCUCAAUGUUUGCUUAUUUUCACAAAGCCUGUUGACCUUUUCUGUGUGACUUAUAAUUACAUUUUUUUAGUGUGUCUUAGAUCCAAAGUGUUUCUCCAUUUUAACAAGGUUUUAGUUUUUGCGCAGUCUGUCGAUGCACCUACAAUGCACCAGAGACCAACUAUAUUAAUAUUUACAUAUAUACAUGGCUCGCGUCCAAUUAUUUCUUUUUCAGUGCCCUUUUUUUCUAGUUGAACAAUUGAUUGGUAAUAAUUAUUGGAAUACACGCUAGCGCCAGUUUCUAAACAAGUUUUGGAACUGUCAGUGUACCAAAAGUUAAUAUAUCUACUGAGAUUCCAUUCUAAUUUUUAAUCCUGUAAAAUACUUGAACAAACUAGAUUUUACACUUAUAUGUACAUCAUUUGUCUGAGUUCAUGAUUCAUUUCCAAUCAUCUGAGAUUGAUAUCGGGCAUACCGGCAAUUAUUAUUCACUUGAUCAUAGCUAACGGCCGCUUUAUCGGAUUUUUGUAUUACUAUUUGCAGCAGUGUUGUAAGAUUAAAUGGCAGAAUAAAAUACCUUACAUCGGGCGUGGCCGAUGCCCCUGGCAUUUUCAAUUCACAUGGACGGAGGCACUAUAACAUCAGGUGAACCAUACUUGCGUAUACGUCUGUCGUUGAAGCAAUAAAAUGCGUACGGACCAGAUAGAACAUUCUGUCGAUAAUUUUUUUUACUUUAGUUUCUAAAAUGAAAAAUUGUUAUAAUAAUAAUUCUUCACAAAUACGUGUUUAAAGUAAGUAAUGUAAUUAAUGUGUACCUAUGUAGUUUUUACUGUGAUAAUUAUUUUUAUUAAAUUAGUUUUAGUGCUGGACUCUAUGAGUGAGGCCACAUAAAUUGUGUUAUUUAUUAUGUAUGAGUUUAAUCCAGUGGUGCGCAAACUUUUUUUGGUUACGGCCUCUUCAGUAGAGAGAAAUAUUUCGGCGAUCCGUAGAUAAACACUGGCUGCUAAAUCGACCGAAAAAAAAUAUAACGAACUCCAACAAUCUUCUGGCGCCCCUACAGGGGUCGCGACCCUCCGUUUGCGCAUCACUGGCUUAUUUAAUAACUAUUUUAAGUAAUUUCAAUGUAAAUAAUAAAUGAAAAUCCAACUA
This is a messenger RNA of Bombyx mori (domestic silkworm), 7968 nucleotides long. RefSeq lists its product as uncharacterized. NCBI's taxonomy places the organism in Eukaryota, Metazoa, Arthropoda, Insecta, Lepidoptera, Bombycidae. The transcript has 9 exons. The record is from RefSeq and is a predicted model, not a curated record. Bases 360 to 5843 code for a protein of 1827 amino acids.